GAGAGAGAGAGAGAGAGAGAGAGAGAGUUUGAAUUAGUCAAUGGGUCAAAGACUUUACAGUUCUUGUGGGUCUAUCAGGUAAGUGUCUAAGAAACUCCUUCUAUGGGGUUGUCUUUGGCCCAACUUUCCAUUUCAAUGAACAAAUCGUAGCAGCACUUGGCUCCGUUCUUUAAGUCUGCUCCUGUGCAAGUCUUCUAUUAACAAUUUUCCGAGUCAACUGGCGUGUUUACCAGAGAAACAAUCUAUGGUGGUUGACAAUCACUAAAAAUAUCUCUGUAUUUUUGGUAAGAGCAUUUCUGUCCUCUAUGCUAUGGUGGUUUGUUUUCGUUUGCUGAAUUGGGUAUUUCGAAUGGGUUUUCCUUCCAUUUUUUCUUUCUUUGUUGUCUCCCAUUUACUGAUUGUUCACUCUACUGGGCAAGACGACAACCAACAUGGUUGUCCACAGUCCUUCAACUGUGGAAAACUUGGGCCUAUCAAAUUCCCUUUCUCCAACGACACAUAUCCCCGAUGUGGGUUGUGUACUGUCAAUUGUAGCGAAUUAGUACCAAAACUCCAUUACUGGUGGAUAGAAGAACGGUAUGAAGUUAAGGAAUUCUUGAAUGAUGAAGCUGUAAAUGUUAGAGACAAACUCAUAAGCUCUAAUAGUUGCGACAUUUUCAGUACCUUGCUUCUUCCCCAUCCUACUCCUUCUAUUUCCUAUACAAUCUCUCCCAACCUCACCUUGUUCAAAUGCCCUACAUACAGCAACAGUAGUAAACCUCAACUGCAGACAGAAGUUUACAAUUUCAGCAACUGCCCGGGCUACACUGUCUACUAUACAGAUCCUAAUCAACAUACUCCUACUCCUGCCAAUCUUUCAUCUGACUGUGUAGCUAUUCAACUACCAAUGCUACCAUCAAUCCGGAAUCGAAGUGUCAGUGAUCUAUUUUCACUAUGGGCUUAUGAAUUCACUAUUGGGUUGCAUGUGUCAAAGGAAUGUACCGAGUGUCGCCAUAAUGGAGGCCAAUGUCGUGGCCUCGUAGAGUUCCUUUGCAUAAAGGAUGAAGGAAGUCACUUGAAAGUGAUUCUAGCAACAGUCAUACCUGGAGUUAUCCUUCUGCUUGGCUUGCUUGCUAUCCGGUAUCGCAAGAAAUUGAAUUAUGUCUCUUCAGUCGUCCUUUCAAUCAACACGUCUUCCGAUCCCUCCUCUAAACCAGACCUUGAAGGAGGUAGUGUCUACUUUGGGGUCCCUGUCUUCUCCUACACUGAAUUAGAAGAAGCUACUAAUAACUUUGAUCCCUCUAAGGAAUUGGGAGAUGGAGGUUUUGGCACUGUAUACUAUGGAAAACUCAAAGAUGGGCGGGAAGUUGCAGUCAAGCGCCUAUACGAGCACAACUAUAAGCGAGUGACUCAGUUCAUGAAUGAAAUUGAAAUCCUCACACGUUUGCGCCAUCACAAUCUUGUCACCCUUUAUGGUUGCACCUCUCGACUGAGCCGGGAACUCCUUCUCGUCUACGAGUACAUUCCUAAUGGUACUGUUGCUGAUCAUAUACAUGGUGAUCGUGCAAAGGAUCGACCACUCGUGUGGUCUAUCCGCAUGAGCAUUGCCAUAGAAACAGCCAGUGCAUUGACUUACCUCCAUGCUUCUGACAUCAUCCACCGCGAUUAUUGUAAUGUGAACUACUUUUUGAUCUUUCCCAAGUAGUCCUGUCUUUUGAUGGAUUUGAACAGUACAGAAUGGGAUGAUAUGGAAGAACGUAUAGUUCAUAAUCCAUCAUCUGCUUUUUAUUUGGGUGUUCUGGACCAAAUUUUCCCACCCAUCCUUUGAACUAGUCCAUGCUCUCUCUCUC
This is a messenger RNA of Camellia sinensis, 1829 nucleotides long. Its product is annotated as LEAF RUST 10 DISEASE-RESISTANCE LOCUS RECEPTOR-LIKE PROTEIN KINASE-like 1.1. The record is from RefSeq and is a predicted model, not a curated record. Gene Ontology annotation, biological process: protein phosphorylation. Gene Ontology annotation, molecular function: polysaccharide binding; ATP binding; protein kinase activity. Lineage: Eukaryota; Viridiplantae; Streptophyta; Magnoliopsida; Ericales; Theaceae.